CUACAGUCCCCCCGUUGCCCCUCCUGGUGGAUAUGGCUGUGUACAGAUGUCCGAACGGGAGGGGGGUAACGGGAGGUAAAGCGUUAGUCAGGCAGUCGGCACUGCUAGGCCCGUGUGUGAGGGAGCCGGGAAGCGCUUGGCAGUAACAUCUAACGGUUGAGCCGGAUCAACCCCUGCGGCCAUCGGACAGGAAUGUUUGAACAGUGAGGUUCGAGGGUGGACGGGAGUUAUUCACAGUGACCAGGGGAUGUCUGGCGUCGCAACACGCACCACGUGUUUUUUAUGAAAAAAACGUUGAAUACUUGAAAAAAAGGUGUUAACAUGGGAGUUAAAGACCUGUUUGGAUAUUUGAAAAAACGGGCAGGAUUUGUGUCAAUAUUUGUGUUGUGUUUGUGGACUUGUCGGACUACGUCAUCACCUGUCUGUGAGCCCGUUACGCUGUCCCACUGCGUCAACAUCGUCAACACGACGCAGCUUCCCAACCUCUACGGCGACUACACUCAAGAUGACGUCGACGUAAAGACGUCACGUCUGUUCCGGAUUUUAGGAUCUCAGUGUACGACGUUUAAUCGGUUUCUAUGCGUCUUAUACCUACCCCCGUGCCCCGACCCCCACAGACGUCCCCCGGGGGUCCUACCCCUCCCUUGCAGACAGGUGUGUGAGGGGGCGAGGGAGGAAUGUAACGGCGUUAUGGCUGACAAUGGCAUGAAAUGGCCCUAUGAACUUCAGUGCCAUGCCUUCCCAACAGAGAACUGUGUUAUUGUUCAUGAUUCUGGUGAACUGGAGCUUGUGGACGUGUCUCUGCGCGUGACCGGAAGUAUACGGCGGCCAAACUCGCAGCCGGUCAGUCUGGCACCUCUGGAGACGGAAGUGGGCGACAACGAAGAAUACUCUGUAGAAGUGGUAUCAAUGACAACCAGUCAGAUUCCUCAGAGACGAUAUGACGUCAUAGAGCUCGGUGAUGAGGAGUUGUACCACGGCUGGGCGGAUGUGCAGGGCACCGGCGCAGCAAACGACUACUGCAGAAUUUUGGGACGUGGAAAGAGAAGAUUCUUGUCAUGUGCACUAGCAGGAAGCUCAGGUCAAGGUCACCAUUAUGUCUCCAAGCUAGGUUUUGACAGCGGUCACAAAGACACGUGGUUCAUGCGCGACGUCGACAAUGACGGCCGCGACGACUACUGCAGAUGUGUCGGGAGGCCGGAGAGCUCUAAGAUCUCGUGCAUGAAGUCUGGGGAUAAAGGCUUCUAUGGCAGCACCGUACAAGGCGGAAGUCAGUACACGUUCGAGCUUCCGGGAUCCACCGGAUGCCAUGAUAAAAAACUUAAUCCUCAGUUUGGAGCUUGAGAUAUUGAUAUUCUAAAUAUGUAAAUAAGGGCUGAAAGUAUUCAACAAAGAAGAAAAAUAAACAUUUUUCAUUUUCUUAGCA
Messenger RNA from Haliotis rufescens (red abalone), 1426 nucleotides. RefSeq lists its product as uncharacterized. The transcript is spliced from 4 exons. Gene Ontology annotation, cellular component: plasma membrane. Gene Ontology annotation, molecular function: Wnt receptor activity; Wnt-protein binding. The coding region runs from base 322 to 1344 and encodes 340 amino acids. Gene Ontology annotation, biological process: canonical Wnt signaling pathway; non-canonical Wnt signaling pathway. The record is from RefSeq and is a predicted model, not a curated record. Lineage: Eukaryota; Metazoa; Mollusca; Gastropoda; Lepetellida; Haliotidae.